Messenger RNA from Octodon degus (degu), 4128 nucleotides. It is a transcript of the gene Ankle2, whose product is annotated as ankyrin repeat and LEM domain containing 2. Bases 1 to 2754 code for a protein of 917 amino acids. Gene Ontology annotation, cellular component: endoplasmic reticulum. Gene Ontology annotation, biological process: negative regulation of phosphorylation. Gene Ontology annotation, molecular function: protein phosphatase 2A binding. The record is from RefSeq and is a predicted model, not a curated record. The transcript has 12 exons. Lineage: Eukaryota; Metazoa; Chordata; Mammalia; Rodentia; Octodontidae.
AUGCUCGAGGUCGGCAGCCGGUCCGGGCGCGCGGAGCAGCGGCCGUGCGACCGCGAGCUGGCCUGGCGUCCCCGCGGCGGCCGCGCUGUGACAAUGGAGGCCAUGUUAGCGCGACUAAAACACCUGAAUCCAGAUGACCUUAGAGAAGAGAUUGUCAGAGCUGGCCUGAAGUGUGGGCCCAUCACAGCAACCACCCGGUUUGUGUUUGAGAAGAAGUUGGCUCAGGCUUUGCUGGAGCAGGGCGGGGCGCUGCCUUCCUCCCUCCCCACCCAAGCUGGCCUGCACAUACCCAGCACACUGACCUCUGCUUCAGGCAGCCCUGCUAUGCAGGGCAAUUACUCUGAAGACAGAGAUUUUGGUUACAAUGUGGGCUUGAACCCCCCAGAGGAGGAGGAGGAGGCUGUGAUGUCUGAGGCCUGCCCAGUGCCUCUUAGUGCUUCAACCAGGGUCACCUCCAGUAAGGCUGGAGAGACAGUUGCCAAGGAACCAGCCCUGUACUAUGGCGUGUGCCCGGUGUAUGAAGAUGGCCCUGUGAGAAACGAAAGAAUCCAUGUUUAUGAAGAUAAAAAGGAAGCAUUGCAAGCUGUCAAAAUGAUCAAAGGGUCCCGGUUUAAAGCUUUUCCAACCAGAGAAGAUGCUGAGAAAUUUGCUAGAGGAAUUUGCGAUUAUUUUCCUUCUCCAAGCAGAGCCUCGUCCCCACUGUCCCCUGUGAAGGUGGCUCCACUUUUCAGCAGUGGUGGGUGGAAAGAUGGUUUGUGCUUCUCUGAGUCAGAAACAAUAAACAAAGAUGGAGCAAACAGUUAUAAAAACCCCCGCGUACAGGAUCUCACCUCUAAGCUGCGGAAAGCUGUGGAGCAGGGAGAAGAAAAGGCUUUCUCUGACCUCAUCUGGAGCAACCCCCGGUACCUGAUUGGCUCAGGGGAUACUCCGACCAUUGUACAGGAAGGAUGUAGGUACAAUGUUAUGCAUGUCGCUGCCAAGGAGAACCAGGCUUCUAUCUGCCAGCUAAUACUGGAGACUCUGGAAAACCCUGAGUUCAUGCAGCUUAUGUACCCGGAUGAUGACGUGGACAUGCUGCAGGACCGUAUCCGCUUCCUGGUGGACCUGUAUCUGAACACUCCUGACAAGAUGGGGUAUGACACACCACUGCAUUUUGCUUGUAAGUUUGGACAUGUGGAUGUGGUCAAUGUGCUUUCUUCACACCCUUUGAUUGAGAAAAAACCAAAGAAUAAAUAUGACAAAACACCCGAAGAGAGUGCACAUGACCACCUGGUUUGUUUGACGUUUUCCCCAUUGCUCACCAGUCCUGGACACAGCCAAAGAGCAGGAGCCAGAUGCUCACCCAUCUCUCUUCCAGGUCACUACUAUGUGCCACUUCUGAGAGCAGAUGACACCUCUUCUCCUGUCAUUGGGGAGCUGUGGUCCUCAGACCAGACAGCUGAGGUGUCCCCUUCUAGCCGCUAUGGAGCUGACCCUCGGGACCCCAUGCUGACCGUGAGAGCCUUCGCGGGGCCCCUGAGUCCAGCCAAGGCAGAAGAUUUUCGAAAACUCUGGAAAACACCACCUCGAGAGAAAGCAGGCUUCUUCCACAGUGUCAGGAAGUCUGACCCGGAAAGAGGCAUUGAGAGAGUAGGAAGGGAGCUUGCUCAUGAGCUGAAGAUUCCCUGGGCAGAAUACUGGGAAUUUCUGGGCUGUUUUGUGGAUCUGUCUUCCCAGGAGGGCCUGCAAAGACUAGAAGAGUAUCUUACUCAACAGGAAAUGGGCAAAAAAGCACAACAGGAAGCAGAAGAAAAUGAAGCCUGCCUCCAAGACAAAGCCUUUGCCUCUGGCCAUGAGAAGCAGUGCUGCAACUCUGUUUCCGUGGGGGCAUUUCUAGAUGGGGAUGGUGAUGCGAGCGUGGAAGAAAUGAAAAAUCAACAGAACGCAGCUCAACGCCAUAGCCAGCCUGCGGCUGAUGCUUUCAAGAACUUGGAGCCUGGUGCUAAGGCAGACGGUGUGGGAUUCUCAGGCCCAUGCAGCCCAGCCCCAAAUGGGCUCUGCUGUCCGCCGACUCCCAGCCAGGCCCUGUGUGGGAAACCAGAGGCCCCUGGAACAGAGCAAGCCCUUCUGUCCUGUGUCUCUGGCUUGAUGGUUGAGUUUGAUAAACUGAAUUUGCAAAAUCAAGGUGAUAGCCUUCCCAAGACACCAAAUACAGAUAAGAAAACUAAAGAUAAGAGAAAGAACACAAUAGAAAAUGAUUGGUUGACACCUGCCCUUGCUGCAGACAAGCUUGGAAAUAACCAGACAGGGGCAGAAAGUGAUGUGUCAGCUGUGAUGGCUAUGAUGUCCUUGAAUUCCAAGUCCCAGGCUGUGUCAGGCCCUGUGACCAACCCGACCAACAGGCCCUUCCUUUGUGGAGAGGAGCCAUGCAAGCUGGACCAGGAUGUUCUGGCAGCUCUGCAGGGCGUGGAUGUCGACCCUGGUCAGUACCCGGCUCUGCAUCGAUGGAGGAGUGCUGUCCUGUGCUACUUGCCUGCAGAUAGGCAGAGUUGGUCAAGCCCUGCACUGAAAGGAAAGCUCAAGUGCCAACUGCCAGACCUCAGCGUCCCCCACAGCAGCAGACCAGGGCGAAGGGCUCCAGCUGUUGGCAGCCCCGGAAGGCCUGGUCACUCCCCUGGUUCCCCUGGUCUGGGCAGCCCAGGGCCUUACAGCCCAGUGCACGGGCGCCUCCUGCGCCGCACAGGGUUCCCCGGCACCCAGCUCACAGUCCUGUAGAGGACACGCAUUCCCUCCUUUGUUUCAAAGGAAGAGGGAGAUGUGCUUAUUGGGAAGAUUUCAAGAUUUUCUAAGUAAGGUACAACCUGCACUUUCAGGGCACAGGGAUUUUAGAAAUGCAAAUAUUCUACAUAGAAGUAAAAAUCAGUGAUGGCAUAUAGAAGAAGCUGUCAGUAACCACCUGAACUACAGAUCUUGUGUACUGUCCAUGUGGCAGUGACUUCAGGUGCAGUCAGUGGUUUUGCCUGCAGUGCCCCCCCCGACUCCACCCAGGAUCCACACAUGGAUGGGCUGCAUUCAGCCGCCUUCUCCCCGACCAGCUUGAGAGGAUGCUGAUGGCACCUGUGGCUUCCCACCUGUUGGUAGUGGAGAGCAGAUGAACUUAACUGUUGCAUUCUCAGGGUUGGAAACUUUACUGACCAGAAGAAGCUGGGGGUGGGUGCCGCACACCUGUGAUCCUCGCAGUUGGGAGGGUGAGAUAGGAGGCUCACCAUAUGUCUCAGGCCAGCCUGGGCUACACACCAUUCAAGGCCAUUCUGGACUGCAUAGCAAGACCCUGUCUCUCAAAAACAAGACAAAAGAGCAUCGUGCCACUUCUGAGAGUCAGUUGUGAGUCAUUUCCACCCCUCUAGCCUUCUCCCAGGCACUGGCCCUGGGGAGUAUUGGGGGUGUCGCUGUGUGCCUGCUGCCCUGUUCCCUGGGGGAGAGUCGUCUGGGACACUGAGGUCUGGUGCAGAAGAAGCCCCACACCCACCCCACCUUAGCCAGCCCAGUGCCUUCUGUCAGUUAGGAUUUUCCAGAAUUUAAUGCUUGAGAAUAUAAAAUGAUAGUGCAAAAAAGACUUUUUCUUUCAUAAAAGUUUUGAAUUGAAACGUGCUUUUUAAAAGCUUAUUUCUUGUGAUGAACGGGUCAAACAUACUGGAAUUGAGAGUUCAUCCUUAAAACUCACAUUUUGUUUUCAUUUGCUGUGUAGCAGACAGGAUCUGAAUGUAAGACAGAAAUAGUUGUCAUUCUAAGAACAAUUGCAUUUUUAAAAGCCUCUUCCUCAGAACAUGGAGAUUAUACUUAGAGAUGAUCUCUUUGAAUUAUUACCUUGUCUUGUAUGUUGUUGUAAAUACAUACAUAGCAGUUAAAAUACUGUUCUUGCCUUGGUUUUGUAAAUGCCCAUUCUGUGAAGGUAGGCCUCUUUGGACAGUUUUCUGCUUUCGCAAGAUAGGGCAGUACAUAUUCCCCUAAACACUGUGUUAUCUGGGUGGUGUUUUCUUUUAAAACCGCUUUGCGGAAUAAAUUAUUUUUACACCAUAUUCUCACAAAACACCCUCACUUGUGUCUGGGCAUAAGCCCCUUUUUAAUAAACCUGGGGCAAUAUUUUGA